Molecule: messenger RNA, 1973 nt
Organism: Erythranthe guttata (spotted monkey flower)
Lineage: Eukaryota; Viridiplantae; Streptophyta; Magnoliopsida; Lamiales; Phrymaceae
Product: protein JINGUBANG
Molecular function (GO): protein binding
Source: RefSeq, a predicted model, not a curated record
UCUCUCUCUCUCUGCAUCCUUGUUUCUCUCUCUAUCGAUUUCAUCGAACGAACAAUCAAUCUUCGUCUUCAUCGUUUCGCGCAACCCUUUCUUGAUUUGAAAUUUCAUCAUCAGCAUAAAUAAUAUAUAGAGAUACCAGAUCAACUGAUGAAGAAGAAUUCAACCACCGCCGCCUCGAAUCAUAACUAUAACAUGGUGGCAGCAUCCGAUUCCAACACCCUGUCGAGCAGACGACAAAGACCACCCACCACCACCAACAACAACAACAACCCCUUCCACCCCACCGCCGCCGGAGAAGAACAACCACACCGCUUCAGCACCGCCUCCGACACCGCCACCGCCUGCGACGACCUGUCUCCUCCGACGACUGACAUCAAUAAUAAUCCCAACCCAUCAUUCGACAUCACCUCCGCAUCGCCGCUCUCGAAAUCUCCGUGGUCCUCUCAGGUGGCCCCCGAAUCUCACUCCCACACCUGCCUGAGAGGCUCCCUCGUCAGAAAAGAAGGCCACAUUUACUCGUUAGCCGCCACGGGCGAUCUCCUCUACACGGGCUCCGAGAGCAAGAAUAUCCGUGUAUGGAAAAACCAGAAAGAAUUCUCUGGGUUCAAAUCCGGAUCCGGGUUCGUCAAAUCCAUCAUCAUCGCCGGAGAAACAAUAUUUACCGGACACCAGGACGGCAAGAUCCGCAUCUGGAAAGCCUCCAGAAAGGACCCGAGCCUCCACAAACGAAUCGGAACCCUACCAACUUUCCGAGCCAAAUUCAAAAGCUCGUUCAAUCCGAGCAACUACGUGGAGGUGAAAAAACACCGCAACGCGAUUUGGAUCAAACACACUGACGCGAUUUCGUGCCUCAGUUUGAGCGAAGACGGGUCGCUUUUAUACUCCGGCUCGUGGGACCGCACUUUUAAAGUGUGGAGGAUUUCAGACUCCAAGUGUCUGGAAUCGGUCAAGGCGCACGAGGAUGCGGUCAACGCUGUCGCUGCUGGUUUCGAUGGGUUAUUAUUCACGGGGUCCGCGGACGGGAGCGUAAAAGUUUGGCAUAGGCAAAUUGAAGGGAAGGGAGUGACUAGGCAUUUUCUUUCCCAAACGCUGUUGAAGCAGGAGAGUGCGGUGACUUCUCUGGCCGUGGACCCCGCAGGCAGCGUGCUGUACUGUGGGUCGUCUGACGGCCUGGUCAACUUCUGGGAGAGGGGGAAGUUUCUUUCGCACGGCGGGGUUCUGAGGGGCCACAAGUUGGCGGUGAUGUGCGUGGCGGUGGCGGGGGAUUUGGUGUUCAGCGGGUCGGCCGAUACGAGUAUCUGCGUGUGGAGGAGGGAUCGGGAGGGCGGGGGGCAUGUUUGUCUAGCGGUGCUGACGGGGCAUGGUGGGCCCGUGAAGUGCCUGGCGGUGGAGGAGGAGAAGGGGUCGAAUAAUUGGGGCGGCGGCGGGGGACGGCGGUUUAUGGUGUAUAGUGGGAGCACGGAUAAGUCGGUGAAGAUAUGGAGGGUGUUGGAGCAAGGGGAAGCCAUGCAGCCUCCGGCGGUGGUUACGCCGCCAUCGGCAUGGCGGCGGCGGCAGCAACAGUACGUGGAGAGUAACGGCGGGGGGUGGUCGGAUUUCUCUUUUGUUCAGACUUCGGAGCUUCUCCAUGCAAGAUAGGUAUAUAUAUAUAUCUUGCAUGAAUUAGCGUACUAAUUGUGUGAAAGUAGAAAAUCUUGUUUGCAUGUGUAUCUGUGCUUGCAUGGCACGUGAUUGACAAGAUUAAUUCUUUUUAUUUUUAUUAUUUUUUUCCUUUUCUCUCGUGCAGUAAACAUGGAAAUUAAACUACAUGCAAUGUUGGAUUUAGAGAGGUAGAUUAAAUAACUACCUAAUAAACGCACAUACACAUAGGUGCGUGUGUGAUUAUAUGUAGAUCUAGUGUUCGUAUCCAUCUAGUACAAAUAACAAGGUGUAGCAUUUAAUUUCGUAUUGAAUUGAAUUCAUAGGUUGCAAUA